UUCGGGGCCUGGGAGGCGGCGGCGGCCGCGCGGAGCCCGGCGCUAUGAAGCUGAGCACGCAGGCCUACUGCAAGAUGGUGCUCCACGGCGCCAAGUACCCGCACUGCGCCGUCAACGGGCUGCUGGUGGCCGAGAGGCAGCCGCCGCCCCACCGCGGCCGCGAGCGGGAGCCGCCGCCCCACACGCUCUUCGUGGACUGCAUCCCGCUCUUCCACGGCAGCCUAGCCCUCGCCCCCAUGCUGGAGGUGGCGCUCAGCCUGAUUGAUUCUUGGUGCAGAGAGAACAGCUACGUAAUAGCCGGCUACUAUCAAGCAAACGAACGUGUGAAGGAUGCCAGUCCAAACCUGCUUGCCGAAAAGGUUGCCUCCAGGAUUGCAGAAAACUUCAGUGACACAGCCCUCAUAAUGGUGGAUAACACUAAAUUUACAAUGAAGUGCCUAAAACCAGCAGUUCACGUGUAUGAACACCAUGAAAAUAAAUGGCGAUGCAGAGAUCCGCAUGUUGAUUAUUGCGAAGAUUGGACUGAAGCCCAGAGGAUCUCUGAAUCCCUUUUGGACAGCCGGUCCUACGAAACACUAGUGGAUUUUGACAAUCACUUGGAUGACAUUCGGAAUGACUGGACAAACCCAGAGAUUAAUAAGGCUGUUUUACAUCUCUGUUAGGAGAAUUCCCACUGACUUGAUUUGCUGGGAUUUUCACUGUGCUGAAGAAAAAAAAGCAUUAAUUUUGAAAUGUAAAUAAGAGAGGUGAUGGUUCCUUCAGGUGAGUGAGACCCAUCACUUAGAAAAGGAUGUGUUGCUAUGCCAUCAAGUCUUUUUGAUAAGAAUCUUUGGGACAUCAACCAUAUUUUGGAGCCUUUUCUGUCGAUCGUCCUUCUGUCCUCAUCCUGAUGCAUUCUGGUUACUCUCCAGGGAGAAACUAGAUCUGCUUGUUCCAAAUUGUUCAUAUUAAAAAGUUUUGACUUAACUUUUCAUAUCCUUUAGAUACAAAUUUUUUUUAAAAAAAGAUUUAUGAAAUGUCUUUCAGAGAGCUAACUGCUAGUUUUAUUUUUAAAGAAACUGCAUCUAAAUGAAUAAUUGGACUUCACUUGGUCAGGUCAGUUUGGAAGCUGUUAUUCCAAGUGCUGAUUCCUGGACAUGGUUGCAAUUGAUGGAUAUAUUUAUUAUACAGGGAGAAAGCAACGUGAGAAACAGUAUAUCCCCAGAUGCUGCCAAGUUUCUUAGUUAUUCUGGGAAUGCUGCAAUUUUUCUGCCUGCCUCUCCAGUUCGAGUGUUAUGAGUCAAUUUGGGUUCCCCUUGGAACAGCAAGCCCCUUCUGUGGGUUCAGUAUGAAUGGAAUAGGCCAAACAGCCAAGUGAGUUAAUAAGUAAGUGUUUUUGUUCACCAACUAAGAGCAAAGUAGUUCUCUCUAUUCUUGUGUCUGGGGGAAAAAAACUCAUAAUUCCCUUGAUGUUUAAUUGUUGCGCAAACAUAGGAAGAGAACUUACAGCUGUGGAUUUCAGUUCCUGAAAUAAUUAGGAUGGAAUAGCCUGUGGCCCCAGCACCUGGGUUCCCCCUUCAGCAAAGGGACUCUGGCAGCUGCCUGGUUUUGAAAUCUGCUCUUCUAAUUUGCCAGUUCUGUUCAAAUCCUCCAAGCCACGGUGAGUUAUUCAGGUUUUCAGAGACCAGACUUUUCCCAGUUCAGAAAGAAUAGCCAGCUGUGGUGCAUCACGAAGCAAGAUGCAAACUUUUAAUCUUCUCACACAAAGGGGGAGGGUGUGCAGCCCCAUUCAGAAUUGCUGCACGCCAAGAACGCUUGCUCUGGGAAACCUCCCCAUCCAAUCUUCCAUCGAGGCGCUGGGUCCCCAGUGCAUAACCUCCAUAGCAUGCACGCACGUUGAUGGACGCAUCUCCUGUCUGACUUCUAGUGAAAGCAGGUGUUGAAGAAGAACACAACUGUUGAUCUUUCAUAGCUGGCAUUCCCGUUUGCUCCCAUGCUGUUUCCUUGCAAGCAAAUUUUAUAGCGUCUUAACGGUUUGGUUUCAUACUGGGCUGUUUUGAUCAGGCUUGUACCAUAAUGGUUUUGUGGUGUGAAGUGUAAAAGAGUCUUUAAACCGUUAGAACCUGUCACUUUGGGAUUUUUCCCCCCCUUUUAAUACAACAUUUAGCAGGGAUGGGUGCAUCUUCCCUGUGCUGUUUUAUAUGUCUGAUUUUCUUUGUUUCUUCCACCCUGGCUUAUCCUGUGUUAAUGCAUCCUUUUAUUUAUGGCAUAUUCUAUAUCAAAAAGUAACAGCUGGAGCUUUUAAGUUGCUUUCUUUCCCUUGUCACCUUGAAAAUAAAGCUGAUGAAACAAGA
Messenger RNA from Candoia aspera, 2333 nucleotides. It is a transcript of the gene EMC8, whose product is annotated as ER membrane protein complex subunit 8. The record is from RefSeq and is a predicted model, not a curated record. Gene Ontology annotation, cellular component: EMC complex. Lineage: Eukaryota; Metazoa; Chordata; Lepidosauria; Squamata; Candoiidae. Bases 45 to 662 code for a protein of 205 amino acids. The transcript is spliced from 5 exons.